AACAAUGCUUGGUUUAUUGCGUUGUGGUGUCUUGUGAGUUAUAUUGGUUUAUUUAUAGUCACCGUGUUGCAGACGACUCACGAUUGUUGCAGAAAGAGCGAAAAUACGUUGCAUUGCACGCAGUUGUCGAAUUUGUAUGUUAUCACCAAGCUAUCACUAAAACUUUGCUGGCCUACAGAGUGGGAAAGUGAAAGAGAGAAGUAAGAUAAAACGUCAACAUAUAGGUGUAAGGUGCGCACUGCGCAUGGUGCAAUAUAAAUUGAAAUUGAAGUAGGGGGCGGCUACUCAAGACAAAGAGGGCCUACUUGGGCGGGCAGCUUCUGCCAACAUCAGAGCAAUGGAGGCCUGCACAGCUGUAGAGAAGGAGCUAGACAAGGUCUUUGAGAAGUUCAGAGACCUCGAUAAAGAAAAUCAACGAAAGGUGGAAGAGAUCAUCAACAAAAUCGAAGAAUAUGUGGCCACCCUGAAUGACAGUGACGGUGACGGUCAGAUCAGUGCCGCCAAGGCCGUGAAGAUUAUGGAACUGCUGGCCGAGGCCCGGGCUAUCGCCACAAAGGCCUCCACAGGCCACAGAGAGCUGCACAGCACCGUCUCCAAAGUCGGAAAGGCCAUCGACAAGAAUUUCGCGGCCGACUACUCGGUAGCCGCUCUGAACCCCGACUUCGCUACCUCCGAGCGAGACGCCAAGCUGGUGAACGAGGUGAUCUGCCGGCACUUUUACCGCACCGGUCUGCCGGAACUGGGCGCCCUCCUAGUCCAGUCGGCCCAGCUGGAGAACACAGAGUCGGUGGUGGAGCCCUACAUGGUGAUCAACAGUAUCGUGGAGGCUCUGCGGCGCAGGGACCUGGGCCCAGCGCUCUCCUGGGCCGAACAGCGCACCGACCAGCUCCAUCAGAUAGGCAGUUUCCUGCUGUUCCGUCUACAGAAGCUGCAGUACACCACGCUCCUGCAACAGGGGAGGGUGAAGGAGGGUAUCCUGUACGCCCGACUCCACUUUGGCCGCGUGCUGCAGGCCUACAUCGACAGAGAGGAGAUCCACUCUCAGCUAGUCGGCGAAGUCCGCUCCCUGAUGGGCGCUCUGGCGUACGUACACGUCGGCCUGGAGAAGUCGCCGUACGCGCCUCUGACCAGCGACAGUCUGUGGAUCGAGAUCUGUGACCUGUUCACCAGGGAUGCCUGCGCGCUGCUCGGUCUGAGCGUCGACAGCCCGCUGCUGGUCGUAGUGAACGCCGGCGCUAAGGCGGUGCCGCUGCUGAUGAACAUGAAGCAGGUGAUGCAGCAGCGUCAGGUGGGCGGCAUGUGGAGCUCCAACGACGAUCUGCCGAUCGAGAUAGACGUGGACCGCGAGUUCCGCUUCCACAGCGUGUUCGCCUGUCCGAUUCUGAAGCAGCAGGCCACCGAACAGAACCCCCCAGUGCGACUGGUGUGCGGUCACUGCAUCUCCAAAGACGCCCUGCACAAACUCAGCCACGGAAACAAGCUGAAGUGUCCCUACUGCCCCAUGGAGAUGAACACAGCAGACGUCAAGCAGAUCUUCUUCUGAGCGCCGCUCUCUUCGCGAUCUCAUCAUCUACAUCCAGUAGGCGCCGUCUCUCUUAUCCAUCGCUUCACGCCUCCCUCCCAUCAUCAGUCGUCACUACGAACCCCGCUGGCUAGUAGUGCCCGCUAGUGCCCGCGUAGUGAGUGCGCCAGCGCGCAGUAGUGCUCCGCGGUUUAGAACGGCCUACUAUACACGCUCAGGCAUGCUGUGUGGGCUUUGGGUGCCUUUCAGUAGACUAGUGCGUAUUAGUGGGCUUUAUGUGGGGCAGUACGGUGCUAUGUAGUUUGUCAGAUAACAUUAGUCAUGCUAUAGAUUCAUGUUAUCUAUGAUUCUGCAUAAGCCGUGCUGAGCACCAUAGCACACUAAACGCACCGUAGCACGUUGUACUACAAUGUCGCUGUGCUACGCAAAGAACUAGCUACUGUAAGAAAGGCCUGAAACAUGCAAGAUAUGAUACAAUAAGCACCAUACAGUACUCUAAGCUGGGGCGAACCGCACCGGCCUUCGCUACACGAAUGACUACUGCGCUGCCCUCUGGUGGCCGUCGGACACAGCUCUCACUCGUCCCACUGGCUAUAGGUGACGCGCAGAUCGCGGUCGGCUUUGUGUUGAGAGCAGAGUAGCUCUGUCAUGUGGCGGAGUCUGGUAUGGUUGACCAGCUGUGGCUUUGCGGCUGAGGAUGUGAAUCCGGUCAGGGCCGUGGCUGGUUCGCAGCAGGGUCAUCUUGCUGUCCGAAGCGGUGCCAGAAGGCAAGGUCGGUGUUGGAAGUGUCCGGUCUAGCGAAGGCUUGCAUCCUCUGGGUCUGAAACUGUUCAGACACUGCAUUCGGUAUUCAUGGCAGGCGUUAUAAGGCAGGAAAGGUCCAGGCAGCAAAGGUCCUAGGUAAUUUCUAAUGUGAGCUGUGGGAGCAUUGCACGUUAACCGUGGAAGCUCUGCCGAUCUGGCGGUCAGGUGCGCCCAACUACUCGCUUUCAUGUGUAUGAUAAUAUCUGUACAGUAUCUUCACUUCACCCAUGAGGAGCGCACGACUCGGAGUGUUGGUUGGGUUGCCCCGAUCCCCAGGGGUCGUGACGCGUGAGCUGUACUUAUUUAACCUGGCGGGGUUAUCCAUGGGUAGAUCCAUAACCGAAACUACGCCGAGGACGCUUUAUCGAGCGAGAAGUGUGAAUUGCCCUAGGACAGACGGCAGAGUCCGUGGAAUGUGUUGUCAUUGUUCUGUACAUGCGCUAUCGGGUUCAAUUUGUAAUAAACCAGUAUUGAAUAUCCGA
Messenger RNA from Amphibalanus amphitrite, 2808 nucleotides. RefSeq names its product E3 ubiquitin-protein ligase RMND5A-like (gene Sou). Gene Ontology annotation, cellular component: cytoplasm; GID complex; nucleus. Bases 338 to 1543 code for a protein of 401 amino acids. Gene Ontology annotation, molecular function: ubiquitin protein ligase activity. NCBI's taxonomy places the organism in Eukaryota, Metazoa, Arthropoda, Thecostraca, Balanomorpha, Balanidae. The record is from RefSeq and is a predicted model, not a curated record. Gene Ontology annotation, biological process: proteasome-mediated ubiquitin-dependent protein catabolic process. The transcript has 10 exons.